Molecule: messenger RNA, 10544 nt
Organism: Phymastichus coffea
Lineage: Eukaryota; Metazoa; Arthropoda; Insecta; Hymenoptera; Eulophidae
Gene: rho-5
Product: inactive rhomboid protein 1
Exons: 18
Coding region: 1588-6942 (1784 amino acids)
Biological process (GO): regulation of protein secretion; regulation of epidermal growth factor receptor signaling pathway
Cellular component (GO): endoplasmic reticulum membrane
Molecular function (GO): serine-type endopeptidase activity
Source: RefSeq, a predicted model, not a curated record
UUGGUCAGACGUGCCACAAGAGAUGGCACCUCGCGUGCGCGCGUGGAAUAGACGUGAUCGUCACCCCCGCCCCCUCACGGUCGCUGCGCAAGCGCAAAGCCGCGCCGUGGACGCGAAACACACAGCGAUCAACGUUGAGAGUUUCGCCCCUGGCACACGCGCGACUCGACUCUCGUCGAUGACGACAAGCGGGAAACUGUGCACGGCCGGGCGGACAGCCACCGGAGAAGGACGAAGAGCCGGUGCAUCUCGCGAAAGAUAAAGAAAAUCUGACGCAAGUCUUGCUUUUUCACGUAGACGCGUCCGUGCGAGAAGAGAUCCGGACGGCGAGCCGAAGGGGGAGAGAGAGGUUCGCUAGAGAGUUGCGAAUAGGCGGCGCUGCGAUCGAAAUGGUUACAAGCGCGCAGUCCCCUGACAUCGUCCCCCUGUAACAGCCUGUAUUCGGAGCGAGAGCACGGAGAGCAAGAGAGAGAGAGGCUUCCGACCCCCCUGCCUGACGGCGACCACGGCGUCGGCGACUCCUCGAUAGCUCUUGUGUGUGCGCGCUGCCGUGUCGCAUCUUUGUUGUUUUUCUGCGAAACCGAGCGUCACGAGCUGCUCGCGCGCGCCCGUGCGACGUGAUCUCGAGAGGAACAGCGAUGAGCGGCAGGUCGUCGGUGAGCAAGGCGAGCGGCUGCGAGCGUCGCCGCUGCUACUGCCGCCGCCGCCGCUGCGCUAACCACGAAGCGUCGUAGUGCACACUGCACGGCGAGACAACAGCGACGACGAGGGCGUCCCACGCGAGCGGCGCAUUUCGCAGGGGGCCACUGCUGGUACACAAGUGCGUGAUCUAGGUGCGCGAGUGCGUCUUGCUUGCCCUGCUGCGAGAGACGAGGAGAGGGAGAGGACUGUUGUUGGAGGCGGUCGACGGCAGCGGACAUUCGCAUCCCCUUCUUUGUGCGCGUGUUCGGCUCGACGGGGAACAGCCCGGCGCGCGCGUGGACGAGUCGAAAAGCUGCCGAGCGCGCUCCCUCGCUGCCUCUUUGGGUGCACGCGCACCAAGGGAGUGCCGUCCACCAUUUUGUGCAGUGCGCGACGACAUCAUGGCCAUCGUCGCAGGGUGCCAGUGCCGUUGCCCCGGCACCGCCGCUACCGGAUGAUCCGCUAGCGCUUUGCCAUGUUUGUUUGUUUCUUUCGUCCUUUCGGGGGUGCUAAGUGAGAGUGAGCAUUGAUUUCGGAGAAGUGUGUUAUUUCAGCGACGAGAGGAUCGUUCGCGCAUCGUCAGGCUGUGUGCAUGUGGAGUACGAGUAGCCAAUCAUUAUCUGCGAGCACGAAUUUGCAGGCUGAGGAAUGCAGAGGCAGUCGAGGUGUCGUUCGCAAGAUGCGAAGGGAAGUAGUACUAGCUGCUUAGAUCCCGGAGGCAGUAGUGGCAGCGAGCUCGAGGCCACGUUGAGGCUGACCGACGAGGAGGUGAAGGGCCAAAUAAGGCCCGACGCCCGGUGAGCCACAGCAGCACACCGAAAGGCACAGCGCACGGCGGCUUUCAACUCUGCCGGCGCCGACGAACAGCAGAACAGAUGUCCUGACAGCGGGCCCCGGGCCAGCAGGAUGCCGACAGACGAUGACUGUGGCCGAAGAGAACGUCUCCUGUUGCAUCAAAGCGCUCAAUAUGGCCAACAGCAGCAGCAGCAAUCGUCAGGCGCAUCACCGCGUCAUGGAGCUUCGGUGUCAAUCUCGAGCGGUAACGAGCAUCCAGCAGCCUCGAGCGCAACGCUUCGGUUCUCGCGUUUCGCCGACGCGAGCGAACAGUCGAGCCGGCAGUCGGAUUACCGGGUGUACGAACGCUCUCAAAAGCAGCAGCAAAGUGAAUACGCGAACACGAGUGUCGUUCUCGCUGCCGCUGCGUCGUCGUCGUCAUCCGCAUCGGCGAGUAACAACAGCGGCAGCAACACCAGUCAGCCAUCAUUUUCAGCAGAAACGUUCCCGUCACCACCGUCACCGGCACCAGCGAACGACCGCUUCGUACCACCGCCACCGCUGUCGCCGAGCGCCGCCGACAAGUAUGCCUCCUCGCAAUCUCUGGCUACCGACUACGCUGUUACUGCUGAUCGCCUUCUGUCCGCCAAUGCCACGAACAACGCAGCGGCCCGAGAGCUCUACUCCAACGUCAGUAGCGCGACGAGCAAGACUGCUGCUGCUGCUGCUGCAGAGCAACAGCAACGUUACGCUUCCACGACCGAGCGACUGCUGGACGCCAGCGGCGAAUCCAAAGAACAGCAGCGUUACGCUGCCGAGCGACUGCUCUCCUCGCCGGUACUCGGCUCCGUACGUUACGCUGGAUUGUCCUCGGCCGAGCGUUUGCUCUCGUCGUCGCCGAUACACGCCCCAGUGCCCGAAAGAUUCGCCAGCAGCGGUAGUAAUCCAGCAGCUGCCGGUGGCAAAUCGAGCGGAUAUCUCAAAGACUCGCCGUUGCACGAGCGCUACGCAUCGUCACAGCCGACGAGUAGCCACCACCACGACUCGCGUUACGGCUACGUCAGCGACAGAUAUUUGUCGGCCUCGGCGAAUCCAGAAGGGGCGCAUCAGAGGUAUGCGUCCAGCGAAAGAAUACUCGGUGCGUCGUCGGCGUCGUCUUCGGCUAAUAACGAGGCAAUCAGUAGGCGGUACUCGACGGAUCGGGCUAUCGAAGCGGCAUGUCAAAAGUACGCGGACAGUAGGACCUCGCCGGCGGAAUUCACCAGCCGAUUCCAGGGCUAUCAAGACGCAACGUCGACCAACUCCAACCCCCAGAGGUACGUCACAGGGGCGACCAGCAGCGACAGAUUCAAUGACUUGGCCAUGCAGAGAUACUCUCAAAGUAGACCAAGCGACAGAUUUGUUGCUGCCAACGACAGAUACUUGUCGGCUAGCUCUGCCUCGCACCACGAUGCUCGACAAAACGCUGCUGAGAUAGCCAGGUACUCGUCGAGCUCGUCAACGGAGCGGCUAUUGUCGUCCUGCUCCUCACCGUCGUUAACGGAAACAACAGUCCGCGGACAGCAUCACGUAGGGAUCGACAAUGGCACCGGGCACUCGGAGAGCAGCGAUCAGUCGUCGACGACGUCGUCGUCGUCGUCGUCGCGUUAUACAACGCUGUCGCCCACGCCCGAUAGCAUCGCGGCGAACCCGUCCGGGGCUGUACACUCAGCCAACUGUUAUUCGCAGCAGCAGUCUUCCAAACAGUCGUCAACAGUACCCAGCGGUGCCGACAAGUAUCAUCAUCAGCUGUCAUCGAAAACGUUGCAGAGUUACCCGGAGCGUGGUAGCUACGACAAUCUGUUGUCGUCGAGCGAACAAGCUUUCAGCGAACGUUACGCUAUCGAUAGGUUUGGCGGUGACGCGCGCUUUCAGACUACGGGUUCCGACAGGUACCAUUGUACCACGACUGAUCGUUACUCCAAUGCCGACAAGUAUCUAUCGCUGCCAAAACCCAAGGACAGGUACAAUACUACUGGACGUAUCGGUAGCUCGUGCGCCUCUAUUUCGUCCGGUGCCUCGGAUAGAAGCUACGUGUCCUCAGCUGGAUCUUACGUACCACCAACGGCACAUACGCCUGUAGAAAGAUACGUGCCACAGCCGCCGCCGGAAGUGCUCUACCCGGACAGGUACGUGGAGCGUUACGUACCGCCAGGUCCACACACGCCAGCCGAUCGUUACGUUCCGCCCACGGAUCCCGGCGACUCGUAUAUACGUCGUGACUUGGGUUUUCAUCAUCACUAUCGGCUACCACCAACGGCAGCCACCGGUUAUUCGUAUACCGGUCACCAAAGUCACUUUAGAUUUCGUACCUUGGCUUACCAUUCGCCUGGUAGAGUCGGUGGAAGUCCCGGCUCAAGCAGUACGAGUAGCUCGACUUCUGCGCAGAGAGAUGGUUUUGCGACCUCGCCACUGUUCAGGUCCAAGGUGUGCGCGAAUCCUAGUGACUUUUCCGUCAAUGCGGCUGCGGCGAGUACACCGCGCCAUCAGCAGCAACAGCAGCAAUCCCAACAACAGCAGCAACAGCAACAGCCGGCGUGCUGUUCCGAAGCUGCGAAUUCAUCUCAAAGGGCAGCUCAGUUAUCGUGUUGUCAACCUGUCAGACGAUCCAUUCCAGCUGGUGCACUGACUUGCACUAUUCCUCAACAGGCUGCGCAAACGUCUUGGCAAACGUCGCUGAACGCAACCGCGACAAGCGCGCCGAUAGCCUCGGCGAGUGGUGCCGCGGACAACGAGCCAAGCGCACCAAAUGCGGCAGCAGCGCUUUACCCGUCGUUGGUCGCGAGCCAAGAGACGCCGGCGGAAUCGGCGACCACGACAGCGACGACGAUAACCGGCGCGAGCACGGUCACGCAGUCGACGGUGACGGCGGCGGCGUGCACCGGCUCCUCGAUGCCCAACGUCUCGCGAAGCGUCUCCGCGCCAGCUGGACCAAGACCGCAACUGUCGAGCGGCACCGCUGUCAGUGGCAGUGCCACGGUCGACAGGCCCCACAAGCUCAGGAGGAGCCAGAGCAGGACCGAGGCCAUCAAGAAUUACAUCAAGCGCGAAACCGCGACGUUCUUCGGCGUGGACGAGGAGACCGAGGCGAGCGAGAAGCAAAAGUGGCUGGAUCGCCGACGACGCAUGGCUUCGAGGAAGUAUGGCGCUUUGUUGCCGGAGUACAGGGCCCCGGAUCCUGACAUUACCAAGGACGUGCCGGAUUCCAUGGAUAUUUCGGAUUCCGUCAUAUCGAGGAAGUGGCAAAGGCCGGUAAGGAGGAAAGAUUCGGUCCCAAGGAUGGCACUAUCUGCGCUGCAAUAUGUGGUCGACAGACUGCGACGCCAACAACCGUCGAAGCACACGACCAUCCUUGGCGAGUCUCGCAGCUUUCCGCCGAGCGCCGUUCACGCGGACGAGUUGCAGACCGGCGACGAGGGUGCCAUCACGGAUGCUGGCAUGGACGAGGAAGAGGAGACUUUCUUCAAGUCGCCCGUGCCAGCAGCUCUGCCGGCACCGGCCGUCGGCGAUCUUGCCGACGAACUGCAGGCCGUGGAUUUGACCGUCGAGGACGGAGCUACCUCCGCUGCAGCGGCAGUGGCUGGCACUUCUGCCGUUGACGGAGCCGAAGGAUUGACGAGGAUUUGGGGCGCUUCGGGGAUGGCGAGUGAUAAGGAAAGCGGUGAGCGAGUAACAAUCGACGGACAAGGGAGACGACAAGCUCGUGCCAUCCCGACAAGGGACCAUUAUAUCUUAAGAUCGCGACAAGAGCAGCAACAGCAGCAACAAGAGCACGUGUACCCGAUUCACAUAGCAGACAACGUUGGCCUGAGAACAAAGGCAGCUUUCGGAGGCAAGAGAAUUUCACCGUCGACCAUCGACCGUGUCUUCGACAAUAGCAACCGGCGGCAAUACGGCAUGGGCAUUGUUGGACGAUUUUUCGGGAGGUCGUUUCGUAAAAGCGUCGCUCAGCAGCCGGACGUGAGAAGACAGCUGGACGACAUCGACGAUCAUCGGCCUUACUUCACCUACUGGAUCACGACCGUGCAGGUCCUCAUUCUUGUCAUCUCGCUGGCGUGCUACGGCUUUGGACCGGUUGGCUUCGAUCUUCAUCACAGCUCAAGCCUGGUGCUGGUGACCAGUUUGUCGCUACAGCAAGUCGAAUAUCAAGAACCAUCCAACUUUUGGAUAGGACCACGUGCUGCGGACCUGAUACACCUGGGUGCUAAGUUUGCGCCGUGUAUGCGGAGGGACAUAAAAAUUCUAAAGGAGAUCGACGUCUGGCGGGAAAAGGAGCGUGACACGGCGUGUUGCAUAAGAAACGACGAUUCCGGCUGCGUGCAGUCGAGCAAAACCGAGUGCUCAGUCCGGGGAAUGAGUUCGACAUCUACGGACAAGUUAUCGACAUGGAAGAAAUGGGGACCAGCUGACAGUGGACCGGGCGGCCGAAUCAGCGGUUCGGUUUGCGGUCUUGAUCCGAAAUUCUGCGACGCGCCAGCCAGUAUAGCGCCGUACGAGUGGCCCGACGAUAUAACCAAGUGGCCAAUCUGCCGGAAGAUGAAUCCUUUCAGCCAGCGUUUUAGGAGCAAGGAGUCAAGCUUGCACGGUAACGCCAAUUUCCCGGUGGGUCGUUACAAGGACAAAAUGGCAGAGCACAUGGUGUGCGAAGUGAUCGGCCACCCUUGCUGCAUCGGCAUCCACGGCACUUGUCGGAUCACCACCAAAGAGUACUGCGACUUCGUGCACGGCUACUUUCACGAGGAGGCCUCGCUGUGCUCGCAAGUCGAGUGCCUCCACGACGUCUGCGGCAUGAUACCGUUUCUCAAUCCCGAGUGGCCCGAUCAGUUCUACCGACUAUUCACCACCACGUUUCUUCACGCCGGGAUCCUCCACAUCGCGAUCACGCUGUUGGUGCAGUACUUCCUGAUGAGAGACUUGGAGAAGCUGACAGGGUCGAUACGCAUCGGCCUCAUCUACUUCAUCGGCGCCCUGGCGGGCAACCUUGCCAGUGCCAUCUUCGUGCCGUACAGGGCAGACGUCGGUCCAGCUGGCGCGCACUUUGCACUGCUAGCGACGCUGGUGGUCGAAGUGCUGCACUGCUGGCCGAUGCUCAAGUACCCGCGUAGAGCGCUGAUGAAACUGAUGACGAUCCUGUUCGGGCUGCUACUCCUGGGCAUACUGCCGUGGGUGGACAAUUACGCCCACCUGUUCGGCUUCAUCUUCGGCUUCCUGGCGGCCUACGCGCUCAUGCCGUUCAUCUCGUUCGGCCAUUACGAUCGCCAGCGCAAGAUUUUCGUCAUCUGGAUCUGCGUCAUCCUGAUCGUGGGCCUGUUCGGUCUGCUGCUGACCUUGUUCUACAACGUGCCCAUGUACGAGUGCGAGGUGUGCAAACUGUUCAACUGCGUGCCGUUCACGCGCGACUUUUGCGCCUCGCAGAAUAUCAAUUUCAAGCGGGAGGAGCCGGUAUGACACACGGGGCCGCGGCCACCGGUCGAGCGCGCUGUGCAGCCGUUCGGCCCCGUUGUUUACCUUCACGCUCGUCUUUCAUUCGUUUGUCGACUUCGAAAACUGACCCUCGUCACGGCCAGCAGGAUUCACGGCAGGGUCCAAAGCCACUCGGGUCAUUCUCUUCGUGUUCCAUUCUCUUUUCAUUUACUUUUCUUAAACCGAGAUAAGCUGCAUUGCGUUUGAUGGGUUUGUCGGGAUAAUGUGAUAGACGAGUUCACUUUCUUCGAAUUGCAUCUUCUAUGCGUACAUAUAUAUGACUAUUUUUCAACAAAAGCAAGUAUUAGCGUUCGUAGUGUGUAACUUGAUGUCCUCGUGAAUAGGUCUUUUUUUAAACCCGCCAAGAAAGUAGCUGAAUUAGCUCGAAUGUUUGACCUUUUCAUUGACUAUCAUGCAGUUGCCUGAAAAUGUGUAGUCUUUGACGUGUGCAACGGUGAAUUGUGAAUUGUGGAUCGAGUUAUUCGGAAAAGACGCACGAUGAGAGGUAUCCGAAAAUUAAAUAAAUGAAGCUUCGACGUUGUUAUUGCGAGGACAAUUGAUGCCGACUCGAUUUUGCAGUCAUUUAAGAGAAAAACUGUCCGAUCAGAAAGUCUUAGCUUUGACUUGAUUUCGCUACUGCCAAUUGAAAAAUCAAGCUGAAAGAGAACUCUUGCGAAGAAACCAUUUGUCAGCGCUCGACAUAGAAAUCAUGCCUUACAAAAAAAAAUAAAAAAUAAAAAUAAAUAAACAAACAAACAUUGUCGAUCUAAUUAAGUGAUGAAAUAGGGUUUAAUUCAAUCUUGCCCGAAGGAAUGUACAUAUUUCUUAGGUAUAUACUAAAGUACUUUACUUGAAAAAUGAACAAAAAGAAAAAGACAAUGUGCGUUGUUUCUAGAGCGAAUAUCCGCAGUCCUUUGAGAAAGUCGGAUGAAGGAUGUCGGCGCAGUAAGCAAACGAAAGUCUUUCGAUCACAUUUAAGGCAAAUAAAACGGAAAAAAUGUAGAGGAGAACGAGAGGAUAGUCUUGUAAAUAAGCGAAUGCAAAGUAGCGAUCAAGUAAAGAUAACAAAACAAAAACUUGUGGAUUCUUGUUACAUACCUUAUACAUAUAAGUAUGACUUUUAAUAAUAUUGUAGGAUUACAAAAGCGUAUAUAACUUGUAAACCAUGAAUGAUGAAAGAAUGGCCAUGACAUUUAAACGUAUAAUGGUGGGAGUAAAGAAAAAAACAACAACAGACGUGAAAUCAAAUAAGCCAGAAAAAAGACUUGUCAGCAACGAGGAAAGGCUCCACGAAGGGUUUAAAGACUUGCGGUAACAAAACGAGAUGAUCUCGAUUGUGCAUUUUUUUUACAAAAAAAACAAAAUAAUGAUUCGUGCGGACUUUGCAUGCAUGCGAAUGUGUAUGAUUGCGCGCGCGAUUGCGGAUUAUAUCAAGAAAAAGAAAACUCUUAAUCGAUUUUGUCUGCGACUGUAUAUACGGAAUUACGAUUUAACGACGAGGAAAAAUCCAGAUAAUUUAAGAUUAAAUACGUUACGAAUAAUGUGCAAGCCGGUGAUGAAGUGGUAUUAGCGAUUUGUAGGUUAUCACGCACAGACAUAAAAACACGAAACACACACAAGUACACGCGGCAACGUUGUUUAAGUAUUUCCAAAGAAAAAAUAUAAUUAAAAAAACCAAUGAUGAAUAAUCAUACUGUAAUGUCGUGAAUGUGUAUUUUAUUAUAAAGUACAGAAAAAAAAACGAUUACCGAGUAGUAUGUGCGUCAAAUUGCUUCGUCUAGCGAGUUUGCUGGAUGACAAUGAUGGUGUCGUAGACGGGCGAGGUAAAUAUGCGCGCGACAGGGUGUACGAGAGGAAAAAGGAAGAAUCAAUUGUGCCACGACUAGCAUUUUUACUCUUAGGGCCGUCACUGUUCAACUUGGUCACUGGCUGUGCAGUCCGUAAGACAAUGCUCGGAAAAGAGCUUUUCUCUACGUUUCUCUCAUUCGUUUCGACGUAUACAAACUAUCACGCACGUAACGGGGUUGCAUUUUAACAAGAACAAAUAAAAGCCGAUCGAGCCUUCAAACGAAAGUAUUGGAACAAAGACUUCGAGGAAAUGUAAACGACGAAUGGUAUUGGUCAGUGCUUUCUUUCAAUGCACUUAACUAUUCGUCUUUUCUCGUGCUUUGUUUUACGGACCACGGAGCACGAAUUUUUUCUUGUAAUCGGCUAACAUCACAAUAUGUACUUGUAAUAGCAUUAUCAAUUUAUUCGCAAUGCGUACGGGAAUAAUAAAACGGAAUAGCGAGGUGAUUGUUCGAUUUUUAUUUAAACUGCGCGGCCGCCAUCGACAUUACGUAGAUGGGAUAUUGUGCAAUGACAAUUUUUCUUUCCCACGUAUUUUUUAAAGUCUGAAUUGCAAAAGACCGCACACAGUUUCAAAGCGCAAUUUUUUAUUAUCGCUGUAUUCAAUCCUUUUUAAUAUUGUAUAUAUUAAACAAAUAACGGAUCUGUCCUUUGUUGUUCGACCUUAGUUAUAUCUUUCUAAACGGAAAAAAGACAACUUGCCAAAUCGUUUAAGACAACGUGUUCAUUUGUUGACAGAAAAUAACUUUAUCCAAGCAAUACAGCACAUUAUAUCUUUUUAUAUAGCCACAAUAAAGGAAGAACACGAAUGUUGAAUUAUAGUUAACGUACUUCAUAUUAUCGUAUUAUUCGUUGACAAACGUUGAGAUUUUUAAUAUUAUGGGAUGGUUUGUGUUGUUUUCCCUUCGAAAUAUUAGUUUCUUGCUCUGUGUUUCUCUUCUCUGGCAAUCGUUUCUCCGGAAAUCGGGCAGCGAGUGAAGUCUUGUUAUUUACUGUAAAUGUGUCACAUACGAGUGUGUUCAAAAAGAAAAAAAGAAAAGAUAAAAAAAACACUAAGGAAACACGAUGGACUUAGGGGGGGGGGGUCAAAGUGAAAUUGCGAAUCUUCGAUAUUUCCACGACAGUCGGCAACACGGUGGAACGUUCUUGUGUGCUCGCCUUCACUUCUCACGUAACGGUCGUGCACACAUAUACACACUUUUGUACAUAAAGCGGCAGACGAAGAGGAAGUGGGCAACGAGAGCAUGCGUAUAAACAAGCAUAAAAAAAAACAAAUAAAUGGACCAAGUGCAUGGGCAAAAUUGUAGGCGCGUUCAAGAAUCCACGCGACGUUCGACAAACAAUUCACCCCUUCGAUGUAAUUAUUUUCCAAGCGAUUGACAAAAACCAAAGUAGCGAGGGAGUCGUGAGGCGAAGCUUACUGAGACACUAUCGGCACGUUCCACUGCGUUGGCGAGGUAUUAUUUUUCUGUAUCCCUGUAUCUAUACGAGGCAACAAAAAAAGUACUAUACAUAUAACGUUUAACGCGAGAAUGAUCGAGAGUAAACAAAAAGAAAAACUCAGACAAUGGAUGUUUGUGAUAUGACGAUUAUUACGAGAAUGAGAAUGAUACUUUGCCGCUUUAAUUUCACUGGUAAUCGGAAUGAUCUUCGACUAUGAUUAUCAUUACCUAAUCAUAACGAUACAUUAUGUACUUGUCGCUGUUAUAUACAUAUAUAUAUAUAUAAAUAUAUAUACA